Messenger RNA from Microtus ochrogaster (prairie vole), 2106 nucleotides. Its product is annotated as diamine oxidase [copper-containing]-like. Gene Ontology annotation, biological process: amine metabolic process; response to antibiotic. Gene Ontology annotation, molecular function: diamine oxidase activity; quinone binding; copper ion binding. NCBI's taxonomy places the organism in Eukaryota, Metazoa, Chordata, Mammalia, Rodentia, Cricetidae. The record is from RefSeq and is a predicted model, not a curated record. Gene Ontology annotation, cellular component: plasma membrane.
AUGAACCUGCUAGGAAGGAGCUUGGCUCUGGCCUGGAUGACUACCAUCUUGUUACAGAUGUCCAUGGCAAGGCAUCCCAGGUGGGCACAGAAUGCCAAGCCCUGGGCCUUAUGGGACUUGAGUGCUCAGGAGCUGGAAUGCCGGCACAACUUCCUGAUGAGUAGGAGGGAGUUGGAGCUGCAGUCAUCCAAAGUACUGACUUUGGCCAAGAACUCUGUGUUCCUCAUUGAGAUGCUGGUGCCCAAGAAGUAUGAGGUACUGGAUUUCUUAGACAAUGGAGCCAUUCCUCCUUUACGGGAAGCCCGUGUUCUCAUCUACUUUGGCACCCAGGAGUAUCCCAAUGUCACAGAGUAUGCUGUGGGGCCAGUUGAACAGCCCAUGUACAUGCGAAAACUGAGCCGCAAGGGAGGCCAGGAGCUGUCGUGGGCAUCUCGACCCAUGUCCAAAGUAGAGUCUGCCCUCCUCCUCCAUACUCUGAAGAUAGCCACCAGGCCUUUACAAGUUCUUCUUUAAAAAAAAAAAAAAAAAGAGUUCUUCUUUGAUACCACUGGCUUCACACUACAUGACUGUGACAGCGGCUGUCUGACCUUCACCAAUGUUGCCCCUCAUGCUAUGACAUUCAGAAAGCACCGUAGCUGGUUUCUCUUGCAACGCUUGGUGAAUGGCUACUUCCUGCAGCCCACGGGGCUAGAGAUCCUUGUAGAUCACAGGAGCACAGACGUCCAGGACUGGAGAGUGAAGCAGCUCUGGUAUAAUGGCAAGUUCUACAGCAGCCCAGAGGAACUGGCUCAGAAAUACGCAGAUGGAGAAGUGGACACAGUGGAUCUUGAGGAUCCAUUGCCCAAGAUUACACAACAGUCAGCACAGCACUCAACCUACAGGCCCAGUGCUGAGUUCCCCGUGCCCAUCAGCAAGGGUGGCCCUCUAGUGUUCCAGUCCAGUGCUGAGUUCCCCACCAGCAAGGGGGACCCUCAAGUGUUCCAGUCCAGUAUUCCCCGAUAUAGCCUAAAACACAACCCUGUGCUCUAUGGAGACUGGAGGUUCUUCAAGCUGCACUCCUCUUAUGGGCUUCAACUCUUUAAUGUGUACUUUGGGGGCGAGCGCGUUGCCUAUGAAAUUGGCGUGCGAGAGGUUAUGGCACUGUAUAGAGGACAAACAGCUGAAGGCAGGGAGACCAAGUACAUGGGUGUGGGCUGGGGCCUCGGAGGCAUCACUCGCCAGUUAACUCCAGGCAUUGACUGUCCCAACACAGCUACCUUCCUGGACGCCAUCCACUACUAUGACAGUGACAGCCCUGUCCUCUAUCAACGAGCCCUCUGCAUCUUUGAGAUGCACACGGGAGCUCCCCUUGGGCAGCGCUUUAACUCCAACUGUAGAUAUAGCUUCAGUUCCUCUGCCAGGCUGAAUGGGCCUACGCUGGUUCUAAGGACAACAUCGACAAUCCACAGUCAUGAUUACCUCUGGGACUUCAUCUUCCACCCCAGUGGCGUAAUGGAGGGCAAGAUGCACGCCACUGGCUGUGUUCAUGCCGCUUUCCACACCCCUGAGGGGCUGGUCUACAGCAGUCACCUGCACACCCACCCACUUGGGAACGUCCAUGCCCACCUAGCGCAUUAACGCAUUGACCUGGAUGUGGCAGGCACCAAGAACAGUUUCCAGACCCUGAAGAUGAGACUGGAAAACAUCACCAAUCCCUGGAGCCAGAGAAGCCAGCAGGUCAGACCCAUCCUCGACAAGACCCAGUCCUCCUGCGAGCGCCAGGCAGCCUUCCACUUCAGGCAGACUCUGCCCAAGUACCUGCUUUUUAGCAAUGCUGGAGAGAGGUUGGGUCACAGUCGCAGCUACCGCCUACAUGUCCCAGCCAUGGCUGAGCAGCUGCUGCCCCCAGGCUGGCAGAACUCACCAGCUUUCACGUGGCCCAGAUACCAGCUGGCAGUGACCAAGUACCAGGAAUCUGAGCGGUUCCACAGUAGCCUUUACAACCAGAACCACCAUUGGGCUUACCCGCUGGUCUUUGAGGACUUCAUUCACAACAAUGAAAACAUUGAAGACAAGGUACUGAUCCAGUCCCCUUCGCCUACCUCUGGUCUUGUCACUCAUCAAUGA